Messenger RNA from Heteronotia binoei (common prickly gecko), 1389 nucleotides. Its product is annotated as arylacetamide deacetylase-like 4. Bases 1 to 1389 code for a protein of 462 amino acids. Lineage: Eukaryota; Metazoa; Chordata; Lepidosauria; Squamata; Gekkonidae. The record is from RefSeq and is a predicted model, not a curated record. The transcript is spliced from 5 exons. Gene Ontology annotation, molecular function: hydrolase activity.
AUGAGAAAAAUCGUGCCUCUCGUCACCCGACCUCCACAAGCCGCCUCCGUGGACCGGUGGCUGGAGCUAAUUCGUCUUCCGACGCUUUUCAGCCUUCGGGAAAUUAAGGUAGGGGGGAUUGACGGAGAGCCAGCCUGGCUCCUCCUCUCCCCUCGCCCCUUCAAUGUACUCUCGCUCUUCAACAGAGUGACAGCUUUUCUGCUUGCUGCUUUCUUACUGUUGCUGGCAUGGUCUAUAUAUUAUCAUUUUUCUACAACUGAAGUCUCUCCUGGAAUUUGCCAGCCUCUAAAAGUGCGGUUCCUUCACAUCUCUGUGGUCAUGGUCUUUGGCUUGAAUUAUGUUUUCUGGAAAAUUGGUCUUUGCCGAUGGCUUGCCAUGGUGCGGUUUAUGUUCGAUGGAAUUCCUCCAUUUAAUGAUCCAACCCUGUCCAUUAAAAAUACAUACUUUGAAGGUGUAUUUGUGAGGAUUUACCAACCCAAAGAACCAUCUGUUAAUCAGAGGAGGGGAAUUGUGUAUAUCCAUGGAGGAAGUGGAAUCAUGGGGAGCAUUGAUGCUUACGAGAGGCUGUGCCGUUAUAUUGCCAAGGAAAGCAACUCUGUGCUUGUAUCUGUUGGGUAUCAUGUUGCUCCAGAGAGCCCUUAUCCAUCACAGUUCAAUGAAUGUCAUGAUGCCACCGUUCACUUUAUGAAGAAUGCAGAGAACUACGGCGUGGACCCUGCCCGUAUUAUAAUUUGUGGGGACAGUUUUGGAGGCACUGUGACUGCUUACCUCUGCCAAGAGCUGAAAAGCAGAACUGAUCUGCCUAAAGUCCGUGCUCAGGUGCUUCUCUACCCUUUUCUUCAAGCAUUGGACCCUACUUUACCUUCCUAUCAGCAAAACUGCUUUAACCCCUUUAUAUCCCGGAUAGAGCUUUUGAAAUUUGCUGCACGUUAUUUUGAUACACCCAUAUCAAUUAUCGGCAUGGCUAUUGCAGGAAACUUAAUGCCUGAGAACCUUCUAAAGAAAUAUAGUAAGUGGGUACAUUCAGAGAUUGUCCCUUUUAAAUUCAGAAUCCGAAAUCACAAUCCAGCCCUGCCUCCUUCUUCAAAAGAUAAUCUGUUCAAUGUGAUCAUUGAAACACAAGAAAGAAAACUUUCCCCGCUUUUGGCUGAUGAUUUUUUUUUAGAAGGUCUUCCAGAAACAUUCAUCUUAACUUGUGAAUAUGAUGUGCUGAGGGAUGACGGCUUGUUGUACAAAAAGCGACUGGAAGACAAUGGCGUCUCGGUUUUGUGGCACCACCUUGAGGAUGCAUUUCAUAGUAUUCUGGUACUGCUUGACCACUGGUUUGUCACUUUCCCCUGUGCCAAAACUGGAACAGAUGUUAUAGUUAAUUAUAUGAAAACUCUAUAA